Penicillium cinerascens is the source of this 294-nucleotide messenger RNA. RefSeq lists its product as uncharacterized. The transcript is spliced from 2 exons. The record is from RefSeq and is a predicted model, not a curated record. Lineage: Eukaryota; Fungi; Ascomycota; Eurotiomycetes; Eurotiales; Aspergillaceae. The coding region runs from base 1 to 294 and encodes 97 amino acids.
AUGCAAUGGUUAAGUGCCGUCAUCGUGAUGGGAAUCACUUCGUAUUUCGUACACAACUGGCCGAAAGGGGAGCAUACAAUUUACCAAGAAGUUAUUGUAUGUCAAUUAGAUAUCCCCAAAUCUUUAUUCAAACGACCCGCGACACUAACCUGGUUCCAGUCAACGGUGUCUGUUGCCUUUUUCUUGCCGGCAUUUGUAUCUCCUUUUAUGCCCAACCUCUUCACUAGAUUUGUUACUCCGAUUGAUAUAAUUUUCUCAUAUUUGUGGUUGACGGCCUCCAUUUUCGCCGCUUAA